Molecule: messenger RNA, 2295 nt
Organism: Aspergillus pseudonomiae
Lineage: Eukaryota; Fungi; Ascomycota; Eurotiomycetes; Eurotiales; Aspergillaceae
Product: Zn(II)2Cys6 transcription factor
Exons: 3
Coding region: 581-2185 (534 amino acids)
Biological process (GO): positive regulation of transcription by RNA polymerase II
Cellular component (GO): nucleus
Molecular function (GO): DNA-binding transcription factor activity, RNA polymerase II-specific; zinc ion binding; transcription cis-regulatory region binding
Source: RefSeq, a predicted model, not a curated record
CUGGUUGAAACUCCUAGCACCGGUCAUCCCCCUUUGUUAACACACUUGACACACGAACUGCUGUCCGGAUCCCUGACGUACACCCCGCAAAAUCUCUUCGAGGGUACACCCAACCCCACAAUCUAAGAUUUCCCCACACCAGAGAUAACCACUGGGCGAUAGUGUGUCAUUGAAUCACAAUGCUGACGCCUUAUCAGAUAGCGGAUAACCGACGGUAGCCCUUGACGUCUGCCUGUUGGGGUCCUGAUAUCAGUUUCAACACAUCGCUGCCGCAGCUUUCUCAGCCGCGUGAGUUUAGUGUUGCAGCUAUACGGACCCUGGCGGCCAUAGGGUACACAUUCCCUAUCGGGCCAAGUGCUAAGAAUAGCCAUUCCACUGGCCAGGGCUUUAUCGGCAGUACGAUUGCCAAGUAGAUAGGUCGUCACAGGAGGUAUCUAGUGCCUUGUAACCACGAAGAUCAGGGCAUUAGGCAUCUAUUAGGGGAUACCUUCCCGAUUGUGCGCAUGAUACGCCCCAACUCAACCGGCAUGGUACCGCGGCAGAAGAGCUGGCCCUACUAGAUUGGGGAGUUGAUUCAAGUAUGCCGGAAAUGACACCCCGAACGAAAAACUACCGUCCACCGCGUCGACGGCCGGCGCAUCUCCGCACGAAGACUGGCUGUCUCACAUGCAGGAAGAGGAAGAAGAAGUGCGACGAGACUCCCGGGACAUGCUCGAAUUGCGCCCGACGAUGGCUUUCCUGUGAAUGGCCUGCGGACCUAUGUGGCAAUCCAAAACAGACCAGAUCUGAACACCGGUCGGCCAGCAAAGCCCGUUCAGAGCAUUCCCCUCAACCUUCUAUCAAUGAGUGGCAUGUUAAACAGCAUGGACUCGAGGCAGACUAUGCAGCCAGCGCGUCUCCCUCUUGGGAUACUGAAGGAGGAAGCGAUGUGUUUCUUUCUCCCACCAAUACUGAUACCCCAAGUAGCCAAAAUGACUAUACGAUGACUACCCAAAGCAGCCAUUCCUCUAUCCUCAAUUAUAUCUCCCCAUUGCUCUGUCUAUCACCCGCCAUAACUUCCGACAGCGCGCCUUUGUUUGAAUUCCUAAGGGCUGUGUUUCUACCACAGUUAAUCCGACCAAUGGCCCUUGAUACUGUCAUCAGAGCUGCCGCCGAUGAUUCAUUGACGUUGGCCUUACGUACCCCCUUCUACAUGCAUUCCCUUCUCGCAUGCUGUGGCGCAGAAAUACCGGUGGACGACGUUUACUCACAGGUCCAUUUCCAGAAGCUGGCCAGUAUGCAUUACGUCAAAGCGAUAUCAGGACUACGCGAAAGCCUCGACAGUGGUAUGUUUGAUGCUGCGAACACAGCAAUUAUUCGAACAUCCAUGAUGUUGUGUAUCUACGAGAGAUCCAAACCUCGCCUCUCAAGGGGCGUGGAUGCCCAUAUACUUGGCCUCGCACAGUUGAUAAAGUUACGCUUUCAGGAUGACCAAACAACUCCCAUGCUGCAAUCCGAAGGGGAGAUCAACAUGUCUCGUGUCAUACUAGAAUCCUUCAUAUUCCAUGCGACAACGAGCAUCCCGUUUCAACAAACGAUUAAACCGCCCGAGCCUGUCGAAGCCGCCCUUUCCCUGGCUGAAACUAAACUCCAAGAAAUGUACAAAUGGAAAGUACCGGUGUACCCCGAGUCACCGGUGCUCGGUGCCCCGCCGAAGCUGUUUUUAUAUGCGCGGGAGAUCGCGCUAAUGCAUGAGCGGUCCUCUGCGGAAGGCAUCGAUAUCGCAAGAUGCCAUGAGCUCCAACAGCUAUUAAGCCACUUCAGUCAUUGUGGGGUUGAUCAGCCGCAGCCCUCGCCCGAGAGCGAUUGGCUGGCCGCAACUACACAUACACCGCUUCUGCUAGGCCCAAGACUAUAUAUUGUUGUUUCCAAGAUACUUUUGGAGCACAUGAUCAAUAGCAACUCGGCCACAGCUGACAGCUCUCUUCAGGAGUUGGUCUGUGAAGGGAUGAGUUUGGUCAGCAAGCUCGACCCAUCCACAGACUAUUAUGCCGAGUAUUACUGUUGGCCCAUGGUCGUCCUGGGAACCUAUACAACAGACGACGCACACCGAGAUUGUCUGUUGUCCCAAGCCAUGGCCUUUUGGAAGGCAACGAGGAACGGGACGAUGAGGCGGUUGGUGGAUAUGCUGACGACCUUAUGGUAGAUAUGAAAACAUACGAGAAUGAACCACUACCAGUGUACUUUUUAUUUCAAUUUCUUCGCAAUUAGAUUACCCCAUCACUGUAUGAUACAUGUUUGAAAAACGGAGCUUCG